Messenger RNA from Apis cerana (Asiatic honeybee), 8871 nucleotides. Its product is annotated as transcription factor stalky. Lineage: Eukaryota; Metazoa; Arthropoda; Insecta; Hymenoptera; Apidae. The record is from RefSeq and is a predicted model, not a curated record. Gene Ontology annotation, biological process: negative regulation of transcription by RNA polymerase II; positive regulation of transcription by RNA polymerase II; cell fate commitment. Gene Ontology annotation, cellular component: nucleus. Gene Ontology annotation, molecular function: RNA polymerase II cis-regulatory region sequence-specific DNA binding; DNA-binding transcription factor activity, RNA polymerase II-specific; zinc ion binding.
AUGUUCGAUGUACCGCCCAAGUUCUACGAGCUGUGUCGCCUUUGUUUAUCGUCGGACGGUGUCAAAUUGUCCAUAUUCGAAGAGGAAGGCGCCCAGCGAAACUUCGCCGAUAAGAUAUUAACGUGCCUCUCGAUUACGGUAAAAGAUGGGGAUUCUUUACCACCAAUUAUUUGUCACCGGUGUGUGUAUAAAUUGGAUGUACUGCACAACUUCCGUGAAGUGUCACACAAAUCUGAUGUCAUACUCAAACAGUACCUGGAUUAUGCCAAGCAGUUAUCAUCACAUGAUGAUCAGAAAAAAUCUUUCUCCACUGCCAAAGUAGCAGGAUUAAGUCCGCUACAGUCAUUUCUCCAAUUGAACAAAACAUUGUUCAAUGAGGAGCCUAACUCUCCGGCCAGCAUUAAUCAAAACGUUAUACCUCAGACUCAAACACAUCAUUUGGAGUUGUGCACCAAUGACAUGCCUGAGCAUGAUAACAUUAAGUGUGAACCAGAAGAUGAUACAUGUUCAAAUAGUUCUGAUCCAGAUAGAUUAGAAAUAGAAGAUCGGGAUGAGCAGGAUACUGAGGGGGAAGAAAAUGGUUAUGAUAUGACCAUUAAUAAGAGAAUGAAAGUAGAAACAAAUUAUGAAGAAUCAAAAACAAGUACCCCUAAUCAUAGUCCAGUGAAUAGAAUGGAUACACCAGAAAGCAAUUGUUCAGAUACAAAUAUUGAUCAGGAAACAACAAAGUUAUGGCAAGCAUUAGCAAACAAUAGGAGUUUAGAGAUUACCAGGACAAAUGGUGACAAAUUAAAUAAUGGAUUCACUGGUGAAGCAACUAAUUUGUUGCGUUCUUUAAUCAACAAUAGGCAAAUUGGUAUUACUGCAAUUGAUUCUGACAGAAUAUCACCACAAAUUAGGUUUUACAGAGAUACUCAAGGAACAACAAUUGAACGCACUAUACCCGACUGUUCCCUACUCGGCAACCGUACUAAUGUGUCGUGUAUAGAAAAUAAGGGUACGUCUGUGGACAGUAAUCCGUCUAGCCCUGCCAGUGUUGGUCGAAAGGAAACCAAGGGUCGUAGAAAACAAAGUUAUCCUAGCAAAGCUCCCAUGAGUCCAGAUGUCGUUAAUUAUCAACAUGAAUCUAAUGAAGAACAAGCACAAGAUUUUACAACAUGGUCAAAUAAAAUGAAGGGGAAGGUAGAGGACCAAAAACAACAAUUUGAUCAACAUAGUGGUAACAUAGCGAAAAAGGUUGAUAUGUCUUGCACAAAUUGCGGCACUAUGACUACAACUAUUUGGAGAAGAAAUAUGAAGGGAGAAAUGGUUUGUAAUGCUUGCGGACUUUAUUACAAACUUCAUGGAGUAAAUCGUCCAGUUACCAUGCGAAGGGAUACGAUACAUACGCGUAGACGUAGACCUAAAGGUGAAAAACCAACAAGGCAUAGAAAGAAAGGUGAUUCAAUUUUGGUACCACAAUCGGAACAGAUGGAUGCAGAAAGUGCAGACAUGUUAGCAGCCCUUCGGCGACAAAUUCAGCCUCAUUUAAUGAUGGCAGCCUUAACACCACCACGUAUACCUGGUGCUCAUCCACCAGCUCCUACCGCUCAACUUAAUUAUUCUCUUCCUUUACCUAGUUACAUGAUGCAUCAUGUGAAAGCAGAAGGACGAGAACAAUGUCAUUUAUCUACGGACAUAGAAGAAACAGAAGAAGGAGAUGCAGAGAACGUCUCGGAUGUACCAUUAAACUUAGUUGCGACGUCAUUAUCCGAAGAAGCACACUGAAAUCAUUUUGACCAGCUUUAGAACGACGUUGCUAUAGGUAUAUAUAUACAUACAUAUAUAUAUAUAUACAUAACAAAGAAUCUCUAGACAGAAUAGCCUGUCCGGUGAUACACAGGGUGUAAAAGACGAGAUUAUUCUCCUUCUCUUUUCUGCCUCUGUCGUCCAUGAUCCUCUUUUUGGACUCUCCUUUUUUCUCUUUUUCUCUUUUCCACGGUCUUGAGAAUUUUGAGAUGGUAGAAUAUUGGGAUGUGUAUUUAUCCCUUGAGCUACCAAGCCCGUGGUGCAGAGCGCACGAAGGAACGAUGAUAUUAAAUACGCAGUAUUAAUUACGUGGUUAUUCAAAAUAUGUACAUAUAUAUACACGAAUACGAAGAAUAUUUUUAUACAAAAUUUUCUACGCUUGCAGCUAUAGAGAGCGACGGGCGAUCGUUGUACAUACACGCGCAAAUUGUUCUUUCGGUGUCGCACGUAUUUUACGCAUUAAAAGGAAUGGUGGUCGUUGUCUGUUUUCUUAGUGAUAUAAGAAAGUCAAUCACCAGUGAAAGUUUUUAGAACGGUGCUAGAUUACUGUUCGGAAAGGUUUAGAAAUAAAGAAGAAACAAAAAAAAAAUGAUUUGUCGCUAAAAGAUUAGUGAACAAAAUUUAACCGUUUUGUUCCACGGGCUUUUAGCUGUCAGUGAUGUUACAAUUGCAAGUAAUCUUUUGUUUUGCGUAAUAUUUAAAUUAAAAAACGUCCCAACCGAAUUUAACUAGUGAAUAAAAUCUAUUUUUCAAUUGAUUUUAAUAACGAAUGAAAAUUUAUUAUUUGCUUAAUUAAAACUGGAAAAAAGGAAAAUAUUAAUGGAACAGAAAACGGUUGCACGAUGUGACAAAUGUUUAUUAAAAAAAAUAUAUAUCAUAUAUAUCAAAAAGUUAGAAUCAUAAACGGAAAAUAAUAUGUUCUCGGUAAUUUGAGCUUUGUCAAAUUACAUUUUUACUAGUAUAAUUUUUAACAUCAUACUCUAGUGGCCUUUCAACAAUUUGUCUCCUUUCUCUUCCCUUUUUAGUUCUUAUCGCAGUAAAAAGUGCAGAUAAUUUACUUACAGAUACAAUUUUAAUUUAUGAUGUAGAUUACUUUUUUACGUGAGCACGAGACUGCCGGUAUAAACACAUUUAAAUACUCUUUCUAUCAUUUAUGUAUUUUGUUUUCCCUCCUUUUUUUCUAUGUGUUGGAAAGCUAUUUGAUUGUUCAUACAGUCAUCAAUAAUUUGUACUUAAUAGACAAAGCAGCACACCACCAUAUAAGCUAAGACCCCGAAAGCAAUAAAAAACGCGAUGGUACGUAGGAUAGAUUGUCGUCAUACAAUACUCGUUUGCGUGCUCUCUCGACGACAAUUUAAACAUACAAGAAUUUCAGGAACUAAUAUUUAGAUAACAUUCAUUUAUAUGCCGGACGUUAAAAAUAACAAAUUUUAUUGCUCCAUAAUUGCUGUAGAUACAUUCACAUAAUCUCUUUUCAAAUUUCUUCCUUAACUCUAUUCACUUUAUUUUAUUUCUUUUUUAUAUUAUUCAAAAAAAGAAAAGAAGAAAAUUAGAAAUAUUUUGGUGUAGAUAAACAAAAUUAUUCGUUUCUUUCUAAGGGUUAUCACUGAUCUCUUUUUUCCAGAAUGUACAGAUCACACAUUAAUAAACAGGUAUUAAGCAAUCCUAAAUACCACAUAAUACGAUGGCCAGUGCAUCUACUCAUGUAUCGUUAUAUCUAACAUUAUAUACCUAAACAACUUUGCCAAAAAUAGAUUUAGUCUAUGUAACAUAGAGUAUAGUUAAGGGCAUGCGAUAAAAAUUAACAUUUUAUCUUUCUCUUUUACAACUUCAUAUACAGCAUUUACAUAUUUCUUCUUUAUUUUUCUUUCUCUUCUUACAGCUUUUCUUAUCAGUGAUACCUCUUAGCGUACUACCGCUUUAUAGAAUUUUUAAAUUCACUUACAGUAAUUAAUGGAGCAACUUAGUUUUAGUCGUUAUCAAAGGAGCCUUAUAAACACACUCGUAUAAAUAUAUAUACACGCGCGCGUACAAGCGCGAUACACACAUUUUACACUUUCACUCAUACACAUAUUGCAUAAAUACAUUCUUUCUUACACUUAUAUACGAGUAUAAACGAUACCAUCGAUCAAUGCUAUUCCUUAUUUUCAAUAUCGUAAUAAAAAAAUAUUUCUUUUAAGCAUAUUAUAAUUAAAACAUUAAUAUUAUAUUUACAUUUUCAUUCAAUAUUUUUAUUAAUGAAUAAUAGAACGCAUAACAAAAAGAGCAAACAGUAAUUAUUUUUUAGCUACCUGUUUUCAUUUUAUAAUAUGAAUUUUAUAAAUAUGAAUAGCAUUGAAAAAAAUGGUAUCUUUACAUUGAUAACACCAUUUAUUUGAGAAAGAGGCAUAAACUAUGAAGAAGUUUUACAUAAUUGCGAUCCAAAUAACAGAUUGCUUAACUUUUUUCUUGUACGUCGAAACGAUCCUUCCAUUUAGUACGUAUUUGAUAUACUUCCUGUUUUCCAAACAGGUAACAUAUCUUUUAAAUAAGUCUCGACAAAUGACUAUGUUUUAUAUUUAAUUUACAUUUACAUGUAUAACAAAUUUGUAAAUAUCAAAAUAUUCAAAAUUUAAUUAUCUUUUUUCCAGAUAUAAUGCAUAAUUUUAACUUGUGACUAUGUAUAGUUAAAAAAAAUAUUCUGUUUUAAGAAAAUAUACUUAUUUAAAAGAUACGUGAUACACAUUUAGGCUUAACAUCUUAACUAGGGGAUGAAAUUGAAAAUUAAUCAGUUGAUAAAGUACAUAAAACUUGACUUCUCUCAGUCAAGCUAUAGAUUGCCAGUUUUUAAAUUCUAUUGACAGAAGAUUGUAGAAUACCAUUUUUAAAUGUACCAUACGUGAAGAGAAUGAACUUAUUUAUGAAAUAACAUUGAUAAAAGAAAAUGAAAGCAAUGGACAGUUACUUCGUUAGGCAUUUUUUUUUCUCUCAGUUAUAAAUAUUUAGCUCGUGGUAGCUUGUUAAAUAACAGAAAAGCAUAACUAUCCUUAUAUAUUUUUUUUUAAUUAUUAUUAUUAUUAUUAUUAUUAUUAUAAUUAUAAUUAUUAUUAUUAUUAUUAUUACCAUCGUAGAUGCGUAAGUAGAAUUAGGUUUGAGCUCUCUACUAAUUCUGAAACUAGAAGAUAUUUUUUAUAAUUAUUAGAAUCGAGAAAUCGAGUAUUGCUAUUAUAUAUAUAUAUAUAAAUAUAUAUAAAUAUUAUUGAUAUCGAUUUGAUUUAAACGUUAAAAUUUUUUUUUUUUAAAUAAGAUUUAGUUGCAAGACCGCCACUUGACAAAGUUCGUUUUUUUAAUAAUAAUGAACGAAAGAAAAAAAAGCUGAGGCUUCUUAUAGAUUUUUUUUUUUUUUAUGUAUCAGUAUUCUACGCGUUUGACUUUAGCUGUUAAGAGUUUUAACCACACUACUUAAAAGAAUCCCCGAUGGCGAGAUUUGUCUUACUUAAUUAUUAAAUUAUUUAGUUAUCUUCCCUUUCGAAUCCCUCCCAUAUCCCAUUACCCAUUUCCCCCAUUCCCCUCCCCCCUUCUUCCUUCGUCCCUGUUUUGUACGUCUAUUUUUACACAAACAAUCCUUCCCUGAAUAAUUAUUUAAACUAUAAUUUAUUGUAUUCACCGUUUUUUGCACCAACGUUUACGUAAGACAUAUUUUUUGGCAACGACUGGCUUAAUUUAUUGUUUCUUACAUUACUUUAUACGAGUUUCGCUCUUUUUUUCUUUUCUUUUCUUUUCUUUUUUUUUUUUUCUUCUUUUUUUGUAAAAAAAAAAGAGAAAUAAAACAAUACAAACAUACGUUAGUUAGUAAUGAUCAGGCACUGCGCGUAUGGUCAUUCCCUCCUUUUCUGCGAGAUACACUCGGUUUUAAUGCGGUACGAGAUGCGGACGGUCAAUGCUUUAGGUGCCUUCACCUGGAGAUUUCGUUGAAUACAGAUGCUCACGUGCACGCGAGUAUAGAUACAUUUAUUGUAACGAAAAUCGUUUUCACUUUCGAUCCAUCAGCUUUUCUCUUCAGCUUGCGAAACGUGCCUCUACGAAUUUAUAUUUCUUCGAUUUUUAAUCGCUUGUUAAACGGGUACAAAAAGAAAAAAGAAAGAGAGGGAGAGAGGGAGAGAGAAAAAGAAAGUAAAUGGCGAUUUUAUAAUUUAAUUACCGGCGAUGUAAUCCCGGAUAUGUACAAUGGAGUGGAGUUAAAGCUAUGGGUCGAAAGUAGACAAGGUCAGUCCGAGGUGCUUCGUUACCACGAGCAAAUCUUCGUACGAUAAGAAGAAGACUGUUUUUUUUUCUUUUUUUUUUUUUCUUUUUUCUUUUUUUUUUUUUCUUUUUUCUUUUAGAAUCGUGGUUACGAAGCAUCUCGUGUCCACGAUGAACAAAUGUAUACGAAAGUCUCGAGGACAAGAAACAAAAAAAAAAACGAGACGAAGAAUGCAUAAUUGUACAUGACAAAGAGAGAAGGGGUUUUCGCGGGAUGAUAUGAAGAAAAAAAAAAUAAUAAUAAUAAUAAAAGAGGUAAAUCGUCGAUACCUCUACGAUUUGAGUCGAGGAAUAAUUAAUUAUUAACUCGCAGCUUUGUUCCGUCCGUCUGCGCGACCGUGAAUCUUUUGAUUUCGCCGGGUUCCUCGGUAGAAAUCCUAAGUCACAUACAUAAAUACACAUACCCAUUAAAUACGCGUUUAUUACGCAUUACACACAUUAUACACACAUGACGUACAUUUACAUUGUACGUAACUUAAUGAAUACGUAUACACGAUAUAUUAAACGGUGGAGAGACAAAAAAUGAUAACAGAGGCGUAAAUCGUAAAAACAUUGUAAAAAGAAUUUAAAAAAAAAAAAAAAAAAAAGAAAAAAAAGAGAAAAAAACAUGGUAAAAACUGGAAGCGCCAAGACCCCUUCCCCAGUUCUUACACUGAGUAUUAAAUCUGUACUAAUCGACUGAGUAUUAUUUUUAUAUCGAGCGUAAUAAUAUUAAUAAACGGAUAUAAAUUAAAACGUGAGACACGGAUUGGUGAGUUAAUCGUACGUGAAGCCGAGAAAGAAUUAUUGUAAAGGCAGUGGAUGAUGAAUGGAGAGAUGCGUUUUCUUUUUCUUUUCCUUUUUCUUUUUUCAUUUCAAAAACAAGUGAUUGAAAAUAAAAGGAAGAAAGACGAUAUAGAACGAAAAAAUGUAUCGCGAUUUAUAAUUUUUAAUAAUUAUUGUUCGAGGAAUAAAAAGAAGAAGAAAGAAAAGAAAAGAGAAAGAGAAAACGCAUGCGACUGAUAAUUGUGAGUGCCCUGAUUACAAUAUUUUGUAUACAACCAUAUAAUGCGAACCGAGCGAAGAAAGAAACAAUUUCGAAUGAAAGAAGCAACAAAGAGAUAGAAAAAGAGAAAUAAUUAAUGUCGAAUUCUAAUGCACGAUCUGAUGAACCAGCGUUAUGUAUAAGAGCGUUGCGGAGCUCUGACGGCCGGAAACUAACUUAAAACAAAAAAGUCGUUAGCAUAUUUAUGCACUUAUGUAUGUUAUUAAAUACGCGAUGAUAUAGCAAUAGAGUGAUAACGAAACGAUGACAAAAAAAAGAUAUAAAGAAGAAAAUGAAUUACUUUUGUAUCCACGAAUAUACGAUAAUAAGUUAGUUCGGGCUAAGGCCAGCAGCUGUUGAGAUUAUUCAUGGUUGUGUGUAUCAUUAUAAGUAUUUUGAAUUGUUGAAUAGUAAUUAGUGUAAGCGGUGGCUUGAACGGGGCGACGUCCAGCGCCCACGAAUGCACCAUAAAGAGACGUCGCGUCGUCCAAGUUCGGUCUCAAAUAUUUCAGAAUUGUCGGAUAUUUCUUCUCUUCGUUAUUCGAACAUUUAUCUUUCGUACAAUCGACUUGCUAAAUUCACUUUGCCUGUGUUUUAAUAUAUAUAUAUAUAUAUGUAUGUGUGUGUAUAUAUAUAUAUAUAUAUAUAUAUAUAUAUAUAUAUAUAUACACAUAUACAUAUAUAUAUUCUUUUUUAAUGUAGUAUUUGUAAUGAGUCGUAUAUCCUAUAUAUGAAAUUGUUGGGAUAUUUUUUUAAUUUAUAAUUUUAACGUGAAGCACGAUAAGAGAAGAAUCACCCAUGACAGGUGUACCUCUAAAUACUCCAUUGAUAUUACGGGUGUAAUUUUGCAAAGAUAUUUUGUAUCUUUUUAUGUAUUAUUUCUCUGAUUCAAAAAUUUCAUCUAUCCUCAUUUUUAUUUCUUUUUUUUUUCAACGAGAAUCUUUUAAAAAGAAAUCUCUUUUUUUCUUUUUUUAUAUCAUGUAAUGAUAAGAUAUCUGUUAAACAUUUCUAAACUAUUUAUUGAAUUUUUAUGUAAUUUGUUAAAAGUUCUUUUAUAGACGACUUUUUUCUUUUACUUUUUUUCUUCUUUUAAUUUUGAGACCAUACUUUGUACACAUGCACGUGAUUCUGUCAACGAUUCAUCAAUGAAUCUUUAGGGGAAAAGAAAGAUAGAAAAAUAAAAAAAAAAACAGAGCGAGAAUUGCGAUUACUCGACGUCUCUUAUUCUUGCGCCUACCGCCUAGCUAAGUCAAAAAAGUAUUGUACGUACUGUGUUUGUUGUAAGCACGUUUGCUUUCUUUUUUUAAUUCUUUUUUUACUCGAUUUUCUAAAUAUAUUAAAAAUCAACGUUUGUUCUUAAUUCUCUCCUUUUACUUUUUGUCUUUUUUUAUCACAUAUAAAAUCGUCUGUUUUGCGCAAACAUGUCGAUACAACAGACACAGAAGAUCGCUGGGCAAAGGACCAAAAUGUACAACUGCGUUUGCCCUUUCUUACGGUUGGUACGAUUCGUUUUUAUAAACGUAUAAAACGAGAUCGAAGCUGUAAUUGUAUCGAAGGAUUUUUAAGCAAUGUUGACAGAUUAUUUUGGGGGGCAUCUUAUUGCAAGGGCAUUGUUGUGAUACCACAGAUGCAGCUUCAUUGAAACUUAAAUAAAAAAGUAAUGCGUUAAUGAUUUGUUACGAUCAAUGUUUACUACCAUUGGAUGCGUGUGUUUGAUACUGUACAUGAGGAAUAUAAUUUUUUUAUAUAAAAAUCUAUUCGGGAAUGAAACACUAAAA